Eublepharis macularius is the source of this 2905-nucleotide messenger RNA. RefSeq names its product indoleamine 2,3-dioxygenase 2 (gene IDO2). Gene Ontology annotation, biological process: 'de novo' NAD+ biosynthetic process from L-tryptophan. The transcript is spliced from 10 exons. Gene Ontology annotation, molecular function: L-tryptophan 2,3-dioxygenase activity; heme binding; metal ion binding. The record is from RefSeq and is a predicted model, not a curated record. The coding region runs from base 135 to 1367 and encodes 410 amino acids. Lineage: Eukaryota; Metazoa; Chordata; Lepidosauria; Squamata; Eublepharidae. Gene Ontology annotation, cellular component: cytoplasm.
AGCACAUACCAGCUAUAAUUUGCAGCUGAUCCUUACAGUCAGACCAGUGCUCAACACACAGGUCUGAACUUCCCCUUGAUGCAGUAGGCCCCAACUUUCCAGAGCGAUCUCCCAGCUCCAGCUGCACUCUGAUAAUGAUGGAAAUGAAUAAUGAGUAUGCAAAUGAGAAAUUGCCUUUUACGUUAAGAAGAUUUCAUAUUUCUGAAGAUUAUGGCUUCCUUCUUCCAAAUCCACUGAAAGAACUUCCUCCUUUCUACAGCCCUUGGAUGGCGAUUGCCCACAAACUUCCUCAUCUGAUUGAGAACCAUCACCUCCGUUCCCAUGUAGAAAAGAUGCCUCUGCUAAGUACUCAGCAUCUUCAAGGCCACCAAGAACUGUAUUUGGCCCACUUGGUCCUCAGCUUUAUCACGAUGGGUUAUGUCUGGCAAGAUGGUGAAAAAGGAACCGCCAAGGUCCUGCCGCGAAACCUUGCCAUUCCCUUUGGAGAAAUCUCUCAGGCUCUAGGACUACCUCUGAUCCUGGUUCAUACAGAUUUUGUUUUAGUAAACUGGAAGAAAAAGAAUCCUUAUGGGCCCCUGGAAAUUGAGAAUCUGGAUCCCAUUGUUUGCUUACCUGGAGGAGACAGCAUGAGGGGCUUCAUUCUGGUCACUUUCCUCGUUGAGAAAGCUGCGGCACCUGGGAUCAAGGCAAUGGCCCAGGCUGUGGAUGGCAUCCUCCGGCUAAACAACCGCAUCCUGGAAGAAGCACUGCAGGAACUGGCAAAUGCUCUCAGAGAUAUGAUGGAGGUUUUGAAGAAAAUGCAUGAUCAUGUGGAUCCUGCAAUAUUUUAUGGUGUGAUACGAAUAUUUCUUUCUGGCUGGAAGAACAAUCCAGCUCUGCCCAGAGGUCUGAUCUAUGAAGGUGUCUGUGAAGAGCCUGUGGCAUAUUCUGGGGGGAGUGCAGCGCAAAGCACCACGUUGCAUGCCUUUGAUGAACUCCUUGGAAUCCAGCACAGUAGAGAAAGCACUGCGUUUUUGCACAGCAUGAGGGAAUAUAUGCCUCCCCACCAUCGGGCCUUCAUCAAGGAAAUCCAGUCUGCUCCUUCGCUGAGACAACAUGUGUUAACAUCGGAAAACAAGGACCUCCGUUCUGCAUACAACAAGUGUGUGGCUGCCCUUUCAGACUUAAGGACCUAUCACAUUGCCGUGGUCACCAAGUACAUCACUGUGGCAGCCACUAAUGCCAAAGCCAAGCAAAGCCAGGCCACAGGCGCGCUUCCAAUGAGCCCCCCUUCAUUCCUGGAAGGGAAAGGAACGGGUGGUUCAGGGGCUGUGAGUUUCUUAAAAAGUGUUAGGGACACAACAAGGGAAGCAAUGAUCAAGUUUUAAAAGCCUGUUCUGCCCCUUUAAACAGAUAGGGUGUAAGAGCAUCAUUACUGGACCAAAACACCAUCUUAGGAUAUUUAUAUGGUAAUGUGGGUCAUGGCUGUUGGUAGUGGUAGGAGUGGAGGGUAGUUUAUACAAUUAUAUUAUUAACAUGACAUAUCUAUAAAUUAUGUAUGGCGUGGAGAAAUCGGGCAGUGAUAACUUUUUCCCCCUCUGCCAUUUGAGGCAUCUGAUGAAGUUGAUGGGCAAUGGAUUCAGGACAGACAAAAGGGAAUACUUCUGCAAACAAUGACUUGUGAAAUUCUCUCUCCCAGGAUUUAGCAAUGGGCACUUUUAAAGAUUAAUUUAAAAGAGCAUUAGUCCAAUUCAUGGAGUAUAGUUCCAUCAAUGGCCAUUAGCUAUGAUGGUUAAAUGGAACUUUCAUGUUCAGAGAUACCGUGAUUCUGAAUACCAGUUGUUGGGAGGGUAGCAAUAGGAAGUUUUAAUUUGGUGUCCUGAUUGCUUGGCUAUUGUGGGAAGCAGGAUGCUGGACCAGAUGAACUAUUGGUCUUAUUCAGCAGAGCUCUUGUUACGUUCUUGUGGUCAAUACUAGUAAAGAACUUCAGAACUAACCAAGAUCAGCCCUGAUUAGUACUUGGAUGGGAGACCACCAAGGAGAUCCAGGGUUGCUAUGCAGAGUUCAUGUGGUGGCUAGAAAUCUCCCGGAAUUACAACUGAUCUCCAGGCCACAGAGAUCAGUUCCCAUGGAGAAAAUGGCUGCUUUGGAGGGAGGACUCUACGGAAUUAUACCCUGCCGAGAUCCUUCCCCUUCACAAACCCUGCCUUUCCCAGGCUACACCCCCAAAUCUCCAGGAAUUUCCCAACCAGAAGCUGGCAACCUUAACACAGAGGCAGGCAAUGGCAAACCACCUCUGAAUGACUUUUGCCUUGAAAACUCUAUGAGGUUGUCAUAAGUCGGCUACAACUUGGCAGCACUUUGCAUAUGUCGUACAUGCUAAAAAGGAACCAUUCUUAUGAGGUAUCACGUGACGAAGCAGCAUAGGAGAUGCAGUGAAAGGCCUAUAGGGGGCCUAGAACACUCCAUUUGGAGAUUCUUGCAGCUGAUGCAUACCACACAGUGCCACCUCCUGGCAGAGACUCACAUGGCACCCAUUCCAUCCCCCCUUUAUUAAAGAAAAGUGGGCCAGGUGGUAGUGCCAUUUCACCUGCCCGAUUUUACUGUAAGCAAGUGCUCCAAUGCCAUCUUGCAGUGGAAUGUACAGUUGUUUGAACCAGCCCUUGCUCGCAGAAUUACAAUAUCAUGAAAUUUAAUUUGUUUCCCUCUUUUAAAUGUUGUGUGGCAUGGCUCUUAGAGCAUCUGGACAUGACUCUGUUUCUCAGUGAGCAGUGCUACCCUGCCUAUGACCAAGGAUAGCUGUAGUCAGUAUAUUCUGCACCCCCCCCCCCCAAAAUAAAGGGCUAUGGUAUUCUGUGCUCAGAACAGUUCAAGUCUGUGAUCUGCAUAUAUUAUGCAAAUUAAUAAACGUGCAAAUCUGAUUGUA